UAGAGAAAAACCAAAAAGUAAACACAAAAGAAAUUGAAGCAGGAGGAUUCUACCAGGUUUUGAGUCGUUCCUAUUUCACGUAACCACGCGAAAAUUACAAAUACGAAUCCUAAUUUCCCUGUAAACCCUAGAUAUCUAAUCGCCGACAACUUUCGGCUUGUCUUUCAUAUCAGGACAUCAGAUUUUCUUUAUCAAUUUCAAUUUGAAAUUUAGAGAAAGAAAGCCAUGGACGAUAGUUGUGCGGUGUGCGCUGAAACCCUGGAAUGGGUGGCCUAUGGAGCAUGUGGCCAUCGAGAGGUCUGCUCCACCUGCGUGGUUCGCCUUCGCUUUAUUUGCAGCGAUCGACGGUGCUGCAUCUGUAAGACCGAAUCUCACGUCAUCUUUGUCACCAAGGCUUUAGGUGAUUAUACGAGGAUGGUUAAUGACUUCGCAGUCUUUCCAUCUGAACCAAGGGAGGGUAGAGUUGGGUCAUACUGGUAUCAUGAGGACACACAAGCAUUCUUUGAUGAUGCAGAUCAUUACAAGAUGAUAAAGGCCAUGUGUAGGCUUUCAUGUAGUGUAUGCGACAAGAUGGAUGAGGAAGCUAAUGAUGGCUCAAAGCGCCGGGGGAGGUUUAGGAAUAUUGAGCAGUUGAAGGGCCAUUUAUUUCAUAGACAUAGAUUGGUUAUGUGCAGUCUAUGUCUAGAAGGACGGAAGGUAUUCAUUUGUGAACAAAAGCUUUACACUAGAGCGCAACUUAAUCAGCACAUAAAUACAGGUGACUCUGAGGUUGAUGGUACUGAGAGUGAGAGAGGUGGAUUCAUGGGGCAUCCUAUGUGUGAAUUUUGCAAAUCCCCAUUCUAUGGAGACAAUGAGUUGUACUCGCAUAUGUCUACUGAACACUAUACUUGUCAUAUUUGCCAAAGGCAGCAUCCUGGACAAUAUGAGUAUUAUAAGAACUAUGAUGACCUUGAGAUUCACUUCCGCCGAGAGCAUUUCCUAUGCGAGGAUGAGGCUUGUCUUGCCAAAAAGUUCAUUGUCUUUCAAACUGAAGCAGAAAUGAAGCGGCACAAUGCCAUUGAACAUGGUGGGCGUAUGUCUCGUGCCAAGCGCAAUGCUGCUCUCCAGAUACCAACUAGCUUCCGAUAUCGGCGAAGUAGUGAACAAGAUCAUCGUCGUGGAAGGGGAAGGACAUUCCAUCGUGAUCAAUACGAUAACCAACUAUCUAUAGCUAUCCAAGCAAGUCUGGAGACAGCUCACUCAGAAAGCACAUAUCAUGAUCAACCAUCAUCAUCCAGUGCACAAGUUGUACCUGGUAAUGGAGAUGCAGAUGAUAUUGAUCCAUUAAUUGAGCCUUUUGAAUCAUUAACUGCUACAGAUUCAGAAACUCCCUCAAGAUAUCUUCAAGCAUUGGGGCAAGGUUCCAGGAGGACACCGUUGGAAGAAUCUUCCUUUCCUCCCCUUCUUAUGAAUACCAGCAGUAAUCAACAAAAGUCCAAACAAGAAUCAGAAGGUUUGGUUAAUAAUACUAUGGCAGCACAUCUUCGACGCCAAAAAAGAAAUGUAACUGUUGUUAAUUCAGCUGUUAAUUCAGCUCAGGCAUGGCCAGCUCCAACUCGUGGGAAUGCAGCUGGUAGUUCAGUGCAGUAUAGGCCUAACAUGAAUCCUGCACCUUCAACUUCACGAAGUUCUAUUGGUGGACCAACUCCAUCUAGUUAUGCAAAUUCUAUUCAGACACAUGCUCGACCCACACUAGUUCAUGGACAUCCCUCAGCUGGUCCUCCAGGGAACUUGGACAACACAAAUAAGAUUAGCCAUUCUGUAUCAGCUCCGAAUCUUUCUGAGAGCAGAUCAUUGGAACCAUCCAUUUCAGAUUUUCCUCCUGUUUCUGCAAUUCAAACUCGCAAGACACCUCCUAGUAGCCAGGUUUUACCAAAUGUGGAAGAUGUUCAAACUGCAAACAAAUCAUUGGUGGAAAAAAUACGAGCUGCUCUUGAUUAUGAUGAGGACAAAUAUACUUCUUUUAAAGACAUUUCUGGCCAGUAUCGUCAGGGUUCAAUUGACACUGAAAAAUACUUGCAUUAUGUGCGGCAAUAUGGCCUGUCACAUCUUGUUCUUGAGUUGGCUAGACUUUGCCCUGAUUUUCAGAAGCAAAAAGAACUACUUGACACCUAUAGUGCUAAUUUGAGAGGCAAAAGUCCACAAGAGAAUGGUUGGAGCCGUGGCAGUGGCCAUUUGAAAGAUAGUACCAGCUCAAAGAAAGGCAAAAGCAUAGAUGGUGAAGGUAGUAGUUCGAAGGAUAGAUUGGCAGAUAGCAUUAUGAGCACUGUCCGGACACUGCAGUUGCAUUACAAGCCUCCGGAAGAAGAGGUGGAGGUGCUGUCAAAGGAUGGGUAUCGCACUGCCAAAGGAAAGUCUCAGGUUGCUGUUGAUGAGAAACAGGUGGAAUUGAGUGGAGAAAAUGAUUCAGUUACUGGCAGUGGACCUAAUCAGAAUGUUAGAGAUAAGGGAAGUGGGAAUAAACAGCGAAAGAAAACCUCAAAGUUUCAUAGGGUGAGGCUGGGUGAUGGUUCAAUGGCAGCCCUUUUGGAUCAUAAAAGCUCCGACCCUGAUCCUGAUCCCGAUCCUAAUCCAGCUGACAACAGAUCAGAUGGUAGCAGUAAUCAAAAUGGAGGAUUACCUGUUCGUGGUGUUUGGCGGAAAGGGGGAGGACAAAAACUCUUUCUGUAAUCAAUGAUUUUGGGAGAUGCUUUUGGAGACGUGAGUGUUAAAUAUACAUGCAAUAGGAGGAAAAGCUUCCAUCGGCUGUUUUGAUUGCAAUAUUAGGCAACAUAACAUCCUUUUUCAGUUUGCUCGGUUUUAUAUUCAGUUGAUGAAUUUUAUGCCCCUUUUUUUCUACCCAAUACUCUUUGACUGAUCAUGCUGGUGGAUGACCCCGUUGGUUGUAUCUCGAUGAUCGCAAGUGUCUAUAAACACCACACAAAAUAAGAAUAUGUUGAUUUUGCAGAAACAAUGUGUUGCUUAUUGAAUACAAAGAUACUUCUUUUUAUGAAGA
Molecule: messenger RNA, 3034 nt
Organism: Jatropha curcas
Lineage: Eukaryota; Viridiplantae; Streptophyta; Magnoliopsida; Malpighiales; Euphorbiaceae
Biological process (GO): protein ubiquitination; rescue of stalled cytosolic ribosome
Molecular function (GO): ubiquitin protein ligase activity; ribosome binding
Source: RefSeq, a predicted model, not a curated record